Molecule: messenger RNA, 618 nt
Organism: Nelumbo nucifera (sacred lotus)
Lineage: Eukaryota; Viridiplantae; Streptophyta; Magnoliopsida; Proteales; Nelumbonaceae
Product: E3 ubiquitin-protein ligase MPSR1-like
Biological process (GO): protein ubiquitination
Cellular component (GO): cytoplasm
Molecular function (GO): zinc ion binding; ubiquitin protein ligase activity
Source: RefSeq, a predicted model, not a curated record
AUGAUCAACAUCGAGUUCAUCGUGAGACCCAAAUUCCAGUGGGUGAUUCGAGGGGUGAACGGAGCUUCCACCCUGGUUCACGAGAGGCUCUCGCCCACACUCGGAAUAAGGUUCUUUCUUCCCCCUCGCUAUUUCUUCGACGGAGACUCGUCCCAGAGCAUCAUCCGUGAGAUGCUUUGGAAGGUGGGCAUCAAUGGGAGACUCCGGUUGCUCUCCAUUGGCGGUGCCGUGCAGUCGUUUGCGCAAGAGAUGAUUUUGUCAGAAUCGAAAAUGGGUCGCAACGAAUUGUUCUUGUUAGUAGAGAUUGAAGUGUUGAAUGUGAUGUUGUACGAUGAGCGGGUGGCUUUGGAAAGAAUUCUGAGGGAGUCAGAGGAGAAUGCGAGGGRAGGGUAUGGGGUGGUUCCGGCCUCCAAGUCGUCGAUAGAAGCGUUACAGAUGGUGUUGUUUGAAGACGGAAAUGCUUCGUCGGAGGAUUGCAGAAUAUGUUUGGAAGAAUUUGAAGCGGGUUCAUGGAUUUCUCGGAUGCCCUGUUCUCAUGUGUUUCAUAGAGACUGUCUUACUCAAUGGCUUUCGCAGAGUCAUUACAGCCCACUCUGCCGCUUUGAGAUGCCUACUUGA